Messenger RNA from Symbiodinium sp. CCMP2592, 3063 nucleotides. The record is from the annotation of a GenBank genome assembly. Lineage: Eukaryota; Dinophyceae; Suessiales; Symbiodiniaceae.
AUGGCUGUUCCGUCAUUGGAUGCAUUCAAAGCUUGUUGCGCGGAUGCUCGUAUGCCGCAGGAUCUCAUCGAUUACACGGUCAAUACUGUGGGGGUGCAGUCCAUAGAAGAAGACAUCGAGGAGUAUGAGGGUUCACCUGGUUGGGUAAGCCAGGGUUUUGCACGUUUUGGGUGUCCUUUUUGGGGAAUUGAGCCGCUCGAGGCCUCAACGCAGGAUGGUUUGCUGACAAAAUGGAAGACCCGCUACAACCUCGAGCUUACCGUGCACACGCAACCAUCCGAUGCCCUGCUGGGUAGGUUGUACAGGGAGCUUGUGCGAGCCACCCCCACGCUGCUCCCGGGCACAGAACGCAGGAUCACCUUGUCAGGCCAGAUUUCUUUGCAAGUCGACAAGGACUGCAUGGACGUGCCGGUGAGCAGCAUCUUCCAGUACUACAUGGCCCUCAGAGUGCUGGCAAACGGCCUUAGCAUAGUAGGCAACAUGCAGGUUGACAGUAAACUCAAGCAAGGCUCGCAAUGUACUGCUGCCCCGUUGCAUGUUAACCUGAACUACGCGGAUUUUGCCUUGAGAUCCACUGUUGAUGUUGCCGGUUCCUCGUUGGAAUGGUUGCGUGCGCGCGACGAAGCGACCAGAUCCCGGGCAGUGGAGCUCCAGAGGGAACGCUACCCUCAAGGUGAAGCUUUGCUCACUGCGUGGAAAGAGCAGGAAGUGCAUUGGGUCGUGCCCCCACCGCAGAAGCGUCCUGCCGAAUCACAUCAAGAGGGAAGCCCAACUAAGAUUCCCAGGACUGGAAACAAGCCUUCCUCUGCCUUACGCACUGUCGCAUUCCGUGCUGAUGACGAUGCGGUGGCCGAGGAGGUCCCAUCGGAUGAACAGCACCUUUUGCAGAGCCUCAUGUCCAUACAAGUCGCGACUUACGUGAGCUCUUCUCCGCUACCUCAGCUGCCAUGGCCGCCCCCUCUUUGGCCGGUGUUGCUCAUUAGCCUCUUUGACGGCAUUGGCGGUGCCAUCCUAGCGUGUUUGGCAUUGGGCAUGACGAUAGCGGCAGUAGCCAUGGAGCUGGACGAGGAGGCCAGUCACGUGUGUAAAUCGGCUUUUCGCCACGUCGUGCAUUGGCCGGAUGCCCUGACAUUCCCGGUGGACGCUUUGAGACCGCGAGGCUUGAGUGCAAAAGCGUCGCAACUUUUCAAUAUUGUUUUGGCGGUGCUGGAAAAUGUGGAGUAUGCCUCUGCUGACUUCGUGAAAGCCGCCAGCCAUUUGAUGCACGGCCCGCCGCUGGUGGUGCAGGCAUCGUCCUUUGGAUGGGAGACCAUGACCCAGGACAUGGCCCACACUGCACUACCUGUCUUCACGAGGGCUUUCCCCCAUCCGCUGGAUGAGGGAUCUAGGGCGUCAGAUGCAGCGAUCCAGCGAUUCCGUGAGGACCAGGACCACUGCAUCGGUCUCCAAGCGAUGGAAGGCCAGCCAUCCGAGGACGCAGUCCAGCAUGUCAUGCUAUCGUGUAAGCGUAACGAACAUUCUGAGUUUCUCACCGAAUUUACAAGACGAAAAAUACAGGAUGGCAUAGCUUCGGGACCCUACACAAAGCAGCAAAUGGAUCAGCAUUUCGGCCGUGGGAGGUGGCUGCCGAUGUCAAGAUUCCCGCAUGUCCAAGGCUGCGGAAAAGUGAGGCCAAUCGACAACGGCCACGCGUCAGGCCACAACAGUCUGUCGUGGUCUGACGAAACCAUCUACACAUCUUCGCCGGACCAGGUUGUGGCGGCGGCUAAGGCCUUCGCAGCAAUGCUGAUCCGUGAGAGCGACGAGAUUCCCGAGUGGGCACAGCUUUGCCUGGGCACAGACGACAUGUCUUCUGCCCUCCGCCAGUUGCCCAAUGACCCGGCCGAAGAUGUCAGGUUUGCCAUUCUGCAUGCGCACCCGUUUGGCCUAGCUUCUUCUGUGGUCAACUUCUGUAGGGUACCGGCUCUGCUGUCGGCCAUCGUGCGCCGUUGCAUGGGUACGUGCGCCACCCACUACUUCGAUGAUACAUCUACGCUUGAUACUGUUGCGGCCAUGGGUUCAGGCCAGGAAGCAGUCCAUACCGUUCACAUGCUCAGCGGCAUCAGCUUGGAUGCGGCUAAGCGCCAGCCUAUGGCCACUCAGAGGGUCUUUCUUGGGGUACUCUUGGGGUUCUGCGCUUUUCGGGAUGACCUUAAGGUUUCCUUAGACGUGAAGCCAGGCCUUCGCAAUAGCCUUGGCAGGGAAAUCCAGACAUUGCUGGAUUCAGGAGUAUGUGCGCCGGGUCAGGCGGCCAAACUCAGAGGAAAACUGUCAUGGGCAGCUUCAUCGGUUUUCGGUAGGUGUGCAAGGGGUGGCCAGCAUGCACUUAUCCAAAGACAAUACCAAGAUGCCACAUCAGCGAUUGACCCUGUAUUGCAAAGGGCUCUGGAGUAUCUUCAGACCAUGCUUGCUCUGAUCCAGCCUAGGACGGUGAUGCUGCGACCUGUGUCUACAGCAGUGGUCGUUGCUUACACCGAUGCUAGUUGGGAGCCGCGCGAUAUGACUUCUCCUGGGCUCGGAGCUGUAGUACUGGGUCAGGAAGCUGAAUGCACCCUGGGGUUCGCAGCGUCAGUCGCAGAUGAAAUCCUGCGAGCCUUCCUUCCCAGAGAGACGCAGAUCGCUCCACUCGAAGCUUUGGCAGUGGUCCAGGUCUUCUUGUGCUGCCCCGAGAAGUUCCGCGGUAGAGACGUCAUCCUUUUUGUGGAUAACACUGCCGUUUGCUCCGCAUUGGUGCGUGGAGCCAGUACCGCUGCAGACAUUGCUCACCUUUCAUCUGCAAGCCAUCUCCUGUGGAUCAGGUUGCAAUGCAGAGUGUACGUAGAGUGGGUACCGUCGGACGAUAAUGCCGCAGACGGCUUAAGCCGUGCAGGAGUCCGCGAUCAUUGGUCUGCAAGUCAACCUUGGCGCUCCCAGCAUGUUCCGUGUGUACCGUGGCACACCUUUUCUUCCUGUUGCCUCAGUGAAGUGUCUGAGGCCUUGUUGCGUUGGAGUCAGGUUGCAUUGGGUGCGAGCGUCAUGCCAUAG